UAUUGCAGAACAACAAAAGAAAUACAGCUCUUUAGUUACAACGAGUGAUGCAGAGGCAGUGCAUGAUAUUUGCAGAGAUGGUGUCGUUGUUGAUUUAGAUUUACGAGAACAAGAAAAAUCACUAAGUCAGGAGAACCUGGUUCAAAGAAAUGGACUACCUCAUGACUUGGAAGUAACCCACGUGUAUAGAAAUGGUGACUCUCGGUCAACAAAUCAUUGUGAGAUAUCUGAUGCUGCAACAGUUCAGGAUAUGAAAUCCCAAAAAGUAGUGGCUAAUGGGGUAGCUACCCAAGCUGGUGUUUUACAAUCUGAUCAACGCAUUGGGAGGAGGGGUAGACGCCAAAAAACUUCUAACAAGGUAGUUGGACCUUCUGAGAGCACCGGCAAGGAGAGAGAAUCUGAAACUCUGCGUAGCAAUGGUGAUGUGGAAACAAAGACAUUAAGACAACUACAAGCUGAAGAGGAUGAAGAAGAAAAGUUUCAAGCAGACCUUAAAAAGGCAGUGCGUCAAAGCCUUGGUAGUUUCCCAACCAUCCCUGCUUAUUUAUUAUAUCAACCUUUGGGAUUGUUUGCAAGUGUCCAUUCUUGUCUAUUGUCUGACUCAGCCUUCUCUCCAUCUCAGGACACGUUCUUUUAUUUUAGAUGUCAA
Brassica oleracea var. oleracea is the source of this 649-nucleotide messenger RNA. RefSeq lists its product as uncharacterized. The transcript has 4 exons. The annotation marks the transcript as partial. Lineage: Eukaryota; Viridiplantae; Streptophyta; Magnoliopsida; Brassicales; Brassicaceae. The record is from RefSeq and is a predicted model, not a curated record.